CACUAGCCAUUCGGAUCCACGUCGGCGGUCGUUUCGUGAUUGCGCGCGAGCGAAUAACAUCAAAUGCGGUGAAAUCGUGAAUGAAAUGUAGCGGUGACGUGUUUAUGCGUUGCUUAAAGCCAGCUGGGACAUGGCAAGACGUUUUGAGUGUUACCGCUUGCGGCCUAGUGCUUAACAGAGCUGAUGGAAAUGAAUCUGCUCGGUGAAGAGCUGGAUGUUGCAAAGCUAUGGCACAGUUUGUGCUUGCAGUUGACAGGACUUCCUGCAGACUCUGUACACGCCAUCUACGAGAAUACUCUAGCGGCUCUUGGAUUUGCACUUGAAGGCCCCCAAGACCAUGAUGAGACUAGAGUCGCAGAGCAAGUCAUUCAGUCUUUUAUCGGAAAACACAAGGAAAAAGAAGCUGUCCGGUUCUCUGACCUGUACCGAAGGCUUCGAUCUCCGGCACUAGACGGAGUGCUGCCCCGGCGACUAUCCCUGUUGAAGCUUCUCUUGUGUCUGCAAGACUCUGGCCAACACCGAGGGACGACGCGACCAAGCUUGGAGUCCUACCGUCUGUCACAGAACCGUGCUUCGUCUAAGCCUACAGCGCGCAUUGAGUUCUGGCCGUCUCACGGGAGCCAUGCAGCAACUGAUGGAACCCAAGAGCACUCAACGUCGGCAGGUGUCACUCAAGUGGUUGGAGCAACCUGCCAUUUGGGGCAGAAGGUUCUGCGAGAUGUGCUAUUCUGUCUACAGGGAGUGUCCAGCAGCUUGGUGCAGUUCCAUGACUUGCCGCUUGGAAGUUUCACUGUUGACGCUGAAUGUCAGCUUUCAAGUCCACAGCGGCAGAUCGUGCGCAGUCUGGCCGUGCUUGGACGCCUGCGCAUUCUCGUGGAUAGCUUCUGCCGACCGGAAACAUUGCGGCGUGGGCUACUGUGUGAGGCUUUUGUGGGGGCAUUGCAGAACGAGAUGGCGGAGUAUUACCGGCUACUUGCACAGCUUGACACAGAGCUAAACUGCCCUGAUGCCAGCACUGGUGCCCUGACAUUGCCACGAGUGGUGGCAUGGACAAACAAGUGCAUGGUCAGAUAUCGUUUCCUGGGGGAUCUUGUGCAUACUUGUUCAGUGCUCAGAGGUGGCGAAUUGGCAAGCCAGCUCCAUAGCUGUCUGGCAGAUGGAGCUGAAGUCAGUGUUCUCGCACGCAGGCUCCUCCUUGCGGUGCUGCAACCCUGGUACAACAUGCUUUGCCGAUGGAUCCAAACGGGCCAGCUUGAAGAUGUCCAUAAUGAGUUCUUCAUCGCCGCCAAUGCUGAUGUACCAGUGGAGAGCCUUUGGCAAGACAAGUAUCACCUGCGCAAGAGCAUGAUGCCGUCAUUCCUCUCGGAAGAACAGGCCCGGAAGAUUCUGUGCACAGGCAAGGCAGUCAAUUUCUUGCACCACGUUUGCCAGGAUACCCCGCAGCAGGCGGACCUGCCUCCACCGAAUUCAGUGGAGUGCCUCUUGAAUGACCAGCCAGAAGGCUCCUUUAUGGAGUUCUUGGAACAGGCUUAUCAUGCACGCAACUGCCACGUCCUCUCUGUGCUCAACACUCAGUUCAAGUUCAAGGAGCAUUUGCAGGCCUUGCGACAGUUUCUUUUGCUGGGUCAAGGAGACUUUGUCCGCCACCUGAUGGAUGUCGUAGAUAAACAGCUCAACCAGCCUGCCCAGCUCCUGCGCGAGCACGUGCUGAAGGCAGCCUUGGACGAGGCUGUGCGCACCACCAAUGCGCAGUUUGUGGACCCCGACAUGCUGAAGAGGCUCGAGGUCAAAUUGCUAGACAUAAAUCCGGGCGACAAUGGCUGGGAUGUGUUCAGCCUUUUCUAUAGAGUCGAUGGACCCAUUGGCAUGGUGUUCACACCAUACUGCAUGUCGUUAUAUCUGCGGCUCUUCAACCACAUGUGGAGGACCAAGCACAUGGAGUAUGUGGCGACUGCAGCUUGGAUGCAACAAACCGUCAACCUGAAGGUCAAGAAGUGCCGGCGCCCUACAGAGAGCCAAUGCACACUUCACCAGUGCCACAUUUUGCUCUCGGAGAUGAUACACUUCAUGCAGCAGGUCCAGUACUACAUGGUGUUUGAGGUUAUAGAGUGCGCAUGGGCAGAGCUGGAAUCUCGUGUGGAACAGGCACAAGACUUGGACCAAGUCAUUCACGCUCACGAGGAUUUUUUAGCUGCCCUAAUGGCUAGGACCCUACUUGAGCCUGAGUCACGGGACAUUCUGUCCCAGCUACGUUCCAUCUUUGACCAAGUGCUUCGCUUCAAAGAAGUUCAGGGGGAGCUGCUUUUUCAACUGACCAGCGGCAGCAACAGCCUACGGGCACAGGCAUCCCUCAGAAUGAUCUCAGAGUCUUACCAGCAUCUUGUACAGGAUUUUCUGCUGAGCCUCUCUCGCCAUGAUGACACCAAUCUUCAAGGGCUGGGACUUCCGACUGGACUUCUCCGAGUUCUACAACAAGCAGAAUGCACUGCUGCGAACUUCAAUGACGUUCCAUAGCCGUCGACGGUACCAAGGGACUGCUACUACCCAAGUUUAGAUGAUUCUAUGGCUGCUCAGCUGCCGCCCAUACUACCGCCAUCUGCAAGCGCACAGUGAAUGUCAUAAUUUAUAUCGAUAACGCUUCGAGGUAAUGCCUUCCGAAGAGGAGGCAUGCGGAACCACACCAUACUUUGGCUGGCCUUCGUUCGGAGCCGAUGAAUCUGUGAGCAACUGAUAAUUUUAUGCUUGGAUUGCGCUUUUCAUUUAUAUGUGCAAAAUGAAUUUCGUGAACAUGCGUUAUCAUGAAAAACGUGGGCUAUCAACAGAGUUCUUGUGCUUCCCACGACUCAUUGACUGCAACCUUAGCGUAAAUGUUUAUAAUUGUGCAACGAUCUUAAAUAAAGUAUGGCCUUUUGUAUUUUA
Molecule: messenger RNA, 2919 nt
Organism: Rhipicephalus microplus (southern cattle tick)
Lineage: Eukaryota; Metazoa; Arthropoda; Arachnida; Ixodida; Ixodidae
Product: gamma-tubulin complex component 3 homolog
Biological process (GO): cytoplasmic microtubule organization; mitotic cell cycle; spindle assembly
Cellular component (GO): gamma-tubulin complex; microtubule organizing center; spindle pole
Molecular function (GO): microtubule minus-end binding; gamma-tubulin binding
Source: RefSeq, a predicted model, not a curated record